Molecule: messenger RNA, 549 nt
Organism: Habropoda laboriosa
Lineage: Eukaryota; Metazoa; Arthropoda; Insecta; Hymenoptera; Apidae
Gene: Arv1
Product: protein ARV1
Exons: 1
Biological process (GO): sterol metabolic process; intracellular sterol transport; regulation of plasma membrane sterol distribution
Cellular component (GO): Golgi apparatus; cortical endoplasmic reticulum
Source: RefSeq, a predicted model, not a curated record
UUUUAAUAUAUAUGUACAUUGUAUAUUAUUUGUUUCAGGAAUCGUGUGGCUCUUUGGCUGAUAAAUAUAUCGAAUACGACUCAGUCGUAAUCCUUGUUGAUUUAAUAUUACUUGAUAAACGGGCGUACAGGCACCUGCUUUACAACUGUAACCUGAAGCCUUGUUGGAAACUAAUAAUAAUUCUCUGGCUUGUUGAAUCUUUCCGCAAUUUUUCCUUAUGCGAAAAUAACGCAAAAUAUGUUCAAAAUUGGAAGGCAUUUCAAUACCAUUUUAAUGGAUAUUGCAAUCUUUAUUUAAUAUUAUUCAAGACUGCUUUUGCCCACGUUGCCUUCAUUUUUAUUGUAAUUCUUUUGACGGAAAUUAAGUGGUAUCUUCAACCGAAUAAUUCAAAUAAAUGCAGUGUGACACGUCUGACGGAAGCUUUAGUAAUUGGUGGAGCCGGAAAACUGUUAGGACUACUAGAAAUCACUUGGAGGCAUGUUUUUGAAGCACCUCACCACUUCCUUAUAUUCGGAUAUACUCUUCUUUGUCUGAUCACAGCUUAUUUAG